AUCACAAAUAUGCUUCGUUUAAAAGCUAUAUAUCCAUUCUUCUGGAGACUAUUUCAAUUUCGACCCUCAAGUUGUGAACUGUUAAUUAGCCAGAUGGAUAAGUGUACGAAUGAAGAACAAAUAUUUGAUCUUAUUGAAAGAAACAAAGAAACACUUUCAGAAAAGCAAGUGGGAUAUGCAUUUAAUAUACUUUGGAAAUUUCAAAAGCAGAAUAUCAACUUGUUAAAAAAUGUUGACUAUGUCAAAGACCAUCCCCAAUUCCUUACUCUUCGUAAUUUAACUACAGAUAAACUAGAAAUAAUGAAUGACAGUACCCUGGUGGAAGUGUUGUAUAUAAUGCUACAGUUUGCUGUUGAGGCCCAUGACCCUCUAGUUGAAGCCCUAGUUAUAGAAGCAUGGAGGAGAUUGGAAAGGUUUGAUAUAACUGUGCUGUCAAAAUUUUCCUCUUGCCUAGCAGAUCAACAUUUGCAAUUUAGUCCACUAAUGGGAAAAAUAGCUGAUAUUGUAAAUAGGAAGUUGGAAACCAUACAGGAUUUAAGGUCCUUGUCUGUCUUGAUGGUCAGCACAUCUUCUUUAAUAUCACAACAUUUUCGAGAAAAGCUAGUAACCAAAACAGAACUUCUUUUUGACACUAUAGAUUCUUCCAAGGUCAACAUUUCAAGAAGAAUAGUACAGUUUCUUCGGAAUGUUAAAUAUAGUCAUUACCCACUAUUAGAAAAGUGCAAUAAAGUAUUUUUAAGCAAUAUGAAUCACCUUGAUUUGGAUUCCAUCGGUAAAAUACUUAGUCUAUAUCAGUCUCUACAGUUUCAUAGUUUUGAGUUUUCUAGGAUGGCCAAAAGGAAACUAACUGAAAUGAUUCCAUUGUAUGAUGACCCUGCUAGCUUUGUGAAAUUGUUUGUUGCCCUGGGACCCAUGGCAGUACCUGAAGAAAAGGAACAACUUGAAUCAACCCUGUUGUUGAUGUCAGAGGAGCUAAACAGCCAACAAGCCCUGGCAGUGCUGGGAGCAAUGGAAGAUAUGGAAAAUAGAAAUUCACGCCUGAUUAAAAAAAUUGCUUCAGUUGUGUAUAAACACUUGGAUAGUUAUAAACCACUAGACUUAUUGAAGAUAAUUCAAGCACUGAUUUUUCUGCGUUUUCAAAGUAAAGACAUUUUCGGGAAACUCAGAGAAUUACUGCUUAGUUAUUUGAAGACUAGUAUCAUGCCUACUGAGACCUCCAUGCUGGUCUGUGCUAUUUCCAUGCUUCCUUUGCCUCAUUUCGAUGAAGCAGUGAUUUCCCGAAUAGAAGCAGUUAUGACACAGUGUGACCUCAGCAAUCUGAAUAAUCUUGCCCUCUCUGUUUUAAGAUGGAUUCAGAAUGAUCACAGGUAUUCGAAUAGCAUUAACGGGAGACAACUGAAACUGCUUCAAAACUUAGAUCACUAUGGACGUCUUAGGCUGCAAGAAAGUAACAAUUUGAAUCUGUUAUGGGAGGAACUUAAAUCUAUAAAAGGAGACUGGUUCCUGGAGUCACUUCUUGAAGAAACAAUGGCAGCUUUACAGCGGAUGGUGAAUGACAUUAAUUUCACAAAUGUCGCGGGGAUCGCGUCUUUCAUUUCUAGAACUAACUACCUCAAUACUGUGCUACUUGAUAGGAUAGCUUCAGUGGUCCUUCAACAGAUUGAAAAGCUCCAUCCGUUUUCCAUCCUGGCAAUUAUUCUUCCAUUCAGCACCUUAAACUAUGAUCCUCCUCAAAGGGAUGAGUUCUUGGGAACUUGCAUUCAACAUCUUCAUUCUCACCUAAGUACAUUGGAUCCUCUCAUGUUAGUGUUUCUUAGUUUCUCUUUGUCUAUCCUGGAAUACUUUCCAGAAGAUCUGAUCAAGACAAUAUUUGACAUCAAAUUCUUAUCCAAAUUAGAUUCUCAACUUGAACUUUUACCUUCAUCUCUAAAUACAAGGGUCCAGCUUCGUCUUAUGGAGUUAAAUAGAGCAGUCUGCUUGGAAUGCCCUGAGUUUCAGAUUCCAUGGUUUCAUGACCGUUUCUGUCAACAACUGUAUAAUAGAGAUUUUGGAAGCAUGAGUGGAGUACAACAGCACAUGUAUAAAAUGCUAGCAGAAAUACUAGGAGGAAUCGAUUGUGUCAAAGCCUCAGUUCUAACACCUUAUUACCACUUACUAGAUUUUGAGUGUGUCUUAGAUAAGAGAAAAAAGCCUCUUCCCUAUGUAAGCCAUAAAAAUUUGGGAAAAGAGCCAGAUGUGCACUGGAAAUCAAACAUCCAAAUAGCUGGAUCAAGGCUUCCACCAGGAGUUGAAAGGAUUGCUUUGCAGUUUUUGGAUUCAAAAGCUUUUUGUAGAAACAUCCCUCACUUAAAGGGAAUAUCAGCCAUGAAAAAACGACACUUGGAAAUUUUGGGCUAUCGUGUAAUUCAGAUUCCACAUUUUGAAUGGAACUCGAUGGCACUAUCAACAAAGGAUGCUCAGAUGGACUAUCUGAGAGAACGUAUAUUCCUAGAAGGCAAAUCAUGA
Messenger RNA from Chrysochloris asiatica (Cape golden mole), 2505 nucleotides. RefSeq names its product FAST kinase domains 1 (gene FASTKD1). Gene Ontology annotation, biological process: mitochondrial RNA processing; regulation of mitochondrial mRNA stability. Bases 10 to 2505 code for a protein of 831 amino acids. Gene Ontology annotation, cellular component: ribonucleoprotein granule; mitochondrial matrix. The transcript is spliced from 14 exons. NCBI's taxonomy places the organism in Eukaryota, Metazoa, Chordata, Mammalia, Afrosoricida, Chrysochloridae. The record is from RefSeq and is a predicted model, not a curated record. Gene Ontology annotation, molecular function: RNA binding.